AUGGUUGGGCCAUUGAUGGAGGUGCUACACUACAAGGACAAGGACCUGGUGUCCGGUCUUCUAUUACAGCUGAACAAUUUGAGAAAAGAGGGAAUCCUCACUGAUGUUCUCCUCUGCUCUGAGAAUAAGGAGAUCCCCUGUCACAGGAAUGUCUUGGUCUCCAGCAGCCCUUACUUCCGUGCUAUGUUCUGCAGCAACUUCCAGGAGCGUGGGCAGGCCCAUGUGAACCUAAAGGACAUUACUUUUGCAGUUUUGAGUAGCAUCAUCGACUAUGUUUACACCGGAGCCAUCAGCAUUACCAUGGAGCUAGUUCUCCCUCUGAUGCAAGCUGCAUCCAUGCUACAAUACGACAGACUCUUUGAAGCCUGCUCUGCUUUCCUGCAGGCACAACUCCACCCAGACAAUUGCCUUAGCAUGAUCCGCCUCUCGGAGAUCUUGCACUGUGACAGUCUGAAGGAGAAGGCUAAGGAAAUGGCCGUAAGCAGCUUUUCUGACGUAGCCGCCUCGGAGGACUUCCACGAACUCUCCUUACCGGAGCUGGUGGGGUACCUGGAGGAUGAUCGGCUGUGUGCUGAGGAGGAGCAAGUGUUUGAGACUCUCCUGGCCUGGAUACACCAUGACCCCUUUGCACGCAGUGGUACCAUCCAUGACCUCUUCAGACAAGUACGACUCAGGCACAUCCACCCAGCGUAUCUCUUCCAGUUCAUUGCCAGUGACCCCUUGAUCCAGUCCUCCACGCUGUGCACAGAAAUCAUCGAGUCUGUGCGCCGUCUGCUAUUCUCUGCCGGCACCCAGUGCCCAGGGGACCUGGAGCCACUCUGGGCAGCGCCGCGACGGCACACAUGUCAAGAGACGUUGGUAUUAAUCGGCGGUCGUAAGAACAGCAAGCAAACCUCUCGCGAGGCACUGCUCUUCGAUGAACAGACACAAGAGUGGCAGUGGCUAGCGAAGCUCCCCGUGCGUCUUUACCGCGCCUCUUACGUCUGCAUGCACAGCAUCCUCUAUGUUCUGGGUGGACUGGUCAUGAGAGCGGAUAGCGAGAGCAUCCCCAGUGCCUCUGUCUACACACUCUCUCUCAGAACCAACCAGUGGAGGACUGCCGAGCCCAUGAUGGCCCCCCACUACUCCCACCAAAGCGUCUCCUACUUGCACUACAUCUUCGUGCUGGGUGGAAUGACUGCUGACAAACAGAUCUCCAAUGGAGUUGAGAGGUACAACACCAUGUUCAACCAGUGGGAGGCAAUGGCUCCCAUGCCUACAGCUGUGCUACACCCAGCUGUGGCAGCACAUGAUCAGAGAAUCUAUGUGUUUGGAGGAGAGGAUGCCAUGCAGACUCCAGUAAGGCUAAUACAGGUAUAUCACAUAGGCAGAAACUUAUGGUGUAACCUGGAGACUAGGACAGUCAAGAAUGUUUGUGCACCUGCUGCAGUUAUUGAUGACAAAAUCUACAUUAUAGGAGGCUACACAAGAAGAGUGAUAGCCUAUGACGUCAAAGCCAACAGGUUUGUGAAAUGUUCAAAUAUGAAGGAGAGGAGGAUGCACCACUCUGCAGCAGUGAUCAACAACAGGCUCUAUGUGACAGGAGGCCGAUACAUUAAUGGCAAUGAUGUUAUUGAAGACUCAGAUGACUUUGACUGCUAUGACCCCAGCACUGACACGUGGAGGUCAAAAGGAGCGUUGCCUUACAAACUCUUCGAUCACGGCUCACUUCCCUUAGUCUGCGUCUCCAACAAACCAAAUUCACCUUGA
This is a messenger RNA of Chanos chanos (milkfish), 1749 nucleotides long. RefSeq names its product kelch-like family member 38b (gene klhl38b). Gene Ontology annotation, molecular function: protein binding. Bases 1 to 1749 code for a protein of 582 amino acids. Lineage: Eukaryota; Metazoa; Chordata; Actinopteri; Gonorynchiformes; Chanidae. The transcript has 3 exons. The record is from RefSeq and is a predicted model, not a curated record.